AUGGAUAGGGAUCGUCCUGGAAACCCCCAGGUGAACGCCCGCACCGACGAUGGUGCAUUCCAUGUCCACUUUCCUGGCGGCGUGAAAGGUAUCUCGGCUUUUGACUUGCAGCUGCAACGGGCGAAGGGCACUGAGAAGUUCUCCGUGACCGUCAACGACAACAGAAACGAUGAUACUCAAGACAGCAAGUGGAUAUGUGGCCCGGCGAAGGGUCCUGAAAAAUCGAAGAAGUGCCACUACGAUGGCGACAUCAUCUUAAACCCUUCCUCUUCUUGA
Penicillium riverlandense is the source of this 276-nucleotide messenger RNA. RefSeq lists its product as uncharacterized. NCBI's taxonomy places the organism in Eukaryota, Fungi, Ascomycota, Eurotiomycetes, Eurotiales, Aspergillaceae. The transcript has a single exon. The coding region runs from base 1 to 276 and encodes 91 amino acids. The record is from RefSeq and is a predicted model, not a curated record.